Sparassis crispa is the source of this 417-nucleotide messenger RNA. Its product is annotated as Conidiation-specific protein. Gene Ontology annotation, cellular component: cytoplasm. The record is from RefSeq and is a predicted model, not a curated record. The transcript is spliced from 4 exons. NCBI's taxonomy places the organism in Eukaryota, Fungi, Basidiomycota, Agaricomycetes, Polyporales, Sparassidaceae. The coding region runs from base 1 to 417 and encodes 138 amino acids.
AUGGCGUCCCACACAGAGAAGGACCCAGAUCGUAUCGCAGCGGGAUUGAAGGCAGCGAUGCAUAAUCCGAACGUCUCGGAAGAGGCUAAGGACCGCGCUGCAGAGCGCCUGCACGACAUGAAUGCCCCCCAUGAAGUUGCAGGUACCACCGGCGUCGGCCAGGAGCGGAACCGCGUCCUCGGUGGCUACAAAGCGACACUGCACAACGAGCGCGCUUCAGACCAAGCGAAGCAGCACGCGCGCGAAGCCCUCGAGGCUGCUGGCUACACUGUCGAGAAGCAAGCUGGCGUCUCCGACGAAGAGCAUCAUAUCCGCGUCAUCGCUGGCUACAAGGCUGCCCUACAGAACCCUCGCGUAUCCGAAUCAGCCAAGGAGCAUGCAAGGCAGUAUUUGAAGGACCAUUAUGUUCAAUUCUAA